CUUGGAUCAAAUGCAAAGUAAACAACAAAAAUACCAAGAGCUUAAAAAUAUUUGCAAUUACAGAUCCCAGGCAUUCCUGGUGCUCACAGCUUUAAAAGCCACAGUUGAAAUCACAGGUAUUUCUACAGAAGAGAAAAGACAACGUUUGAAAUUAAUAAAACAACAUAUGGGGACAUUGUUGUCUGAAGAAGUUGCAUAUGUUCUCACAAAACAUGAAGCACAUCAUGACUGGGAAAAUCUGGAGAAUGAUUUGAGAUUACUCACUGAGGGGGACUAUAAUGCCACCACCCAUUCUUUACAAAUGGAUGAGGUUAAAAAACAACUGCAAAGUCUCUGUCAUGAGAAGAAACAGACUUAUAAACAACAAAGUAAUGAAAACAACACAAAGGAAAUGAUAGAAAAUGGACCUUUCCUAGACUUACUCCAGCGUCUAGGCCUAGAUCAUUACUAUCCAAAAAGGAUGAGCAGAGCUGACUUCCAUCUGAUCUACAAGACUGCUGUGUACAAUUCACAGCCGAGAUCUGAAAAGGAGCUUCCAUUCUAUUUCCUACAAAAGCUGCUGAUGUUAGAUUAUGGGUUGAGACAUCUUGUCUUCAAAGGUGAUGAACGCAUAAAAAAACGGAUCUCCAUUGGUUCCUCUGAUGAUGAAAAUGAAGAUUUUGAUCCAUAUGAAGAUGUCACUAAAGACAAUGACAGUAUUAGCUAUCCUUCAGCUACUGAGUCCUGGCCCCACAUUCACCCAAUGGAUAUCCAGAUGGCCAUUUUUCACUGUGCAGAUGAUCUUACCAGGCAACAUAUUUUGUCCAGACUUUCCAUUUGUCAAUAUGCACUCCCCCUUGUGGUGCCAAAUCCCAACACUUCUCAGAAGGAAUUUUAUCUCUGGUCUCUCAGACAAAUUAGGAAAAGUUGGCAAGAUGCAAGUCAAUCUCCACAGGACAAGAGCUACAGUCACAAGAAUCAGCAAAUGUGUCGUGUCUCCACCCCCAUUGUGUCCUUCAUUAGAGUUGGAAAUGGCCUCUCUGCUUCCAAGUCUCAGAUCAUGAACUCUCUUCUCAGUAAACGUAAACAUGAUGUGUUUUUUCACAGACACUGCAAAGGAAGCAACAAACACUGUCUCCUGAUGGAGGGAGUGGUGGAAAUCUGCUGGUUUUGUCCUGCUGGCCAAGAUGAUGACAUAUUUGACAAGUGUCUAGCCUUCACCAAUCUUCAUGGAGAUGCCAAGAAACAUAGCCAACAGCUCAGCUUCCUGCAAGGUGUCUCUUCUCUCAUUGUGAUCCUCAUGUCAAUUUCUGAUAAAAAUAAAGAAAACCAGAAGCUUGUCAGACACCUCUGGCAGUCAUCAACACCUUUGAUCUGCUUGAUUGAUGACAAAGAAAAGGUCAUAACAAAUAAUUCUGGUAAAAAAAUGAGAAUUGGCAUCAAGAACAGGAACGAGGCAGAAUUAACAGAGGAGCUCACAAAUGCCAUCAAACAUUUUCUAGAUCUCUCUAACACUGCCCUCAGUUUAGAGUACUGUUCACUGAGAGCUCGAGAGCAAGGAUUCCUUAUUGAUGAAGACCAGAGAGACUGCAAGGAAGCCAAAGAAAAGGCACAGACUAUAAUGGCACUCCUGGAGGAAUACAGGUUAUCUCAGACAAAAGAAAAUUUACUACCCCUUCAAGGACAACUUUGGCACCUUUGGUGUGAGAAAGACAAAGAAUUCUAUCAUCUGAGAGAAAAAGGGAAUCGGAGCAUUGAACAACACAAGAGUGAGAUUGAAAGAGAUAAAAGAAUAAUUCGACGUCAGCAAUUGGAAAAAGCUUUUCCUCUCAAUGAUUUAAUGCUCUCUGUUCUCAAACUCCUCCAAGACUAUUCAGAAACCCAUAACAAACUCUACUUUUUGGAGUGGCUGACUCUGUUUUUUGACAACCUGACUAAAGAACACCUGGAAAACUUACACGAAAAGCAGAGAUCUUUGUGGUUAAAGGUACAAACAGAAAAGCAAAGAGCACAGAAGAACAACUCCCUGACACUCUGGCAGAAGCAGAUAGAAGCCCUCUCCACAGAGAUUCAUGACUGUACUUUAGGAACUGAGCACCUCCUUCGAGAAGUUGGCCAGAUCUAUGAAGCUCUGGAAGAAACUUCCUCCUCUAGAGAUAGCCUUUUUCUCUCCCUUCCUCAAAUUGCUGCAGACCUGAUGAUAGCUGGUGUUCCCAUUGAGCUGAUGGACGGAGAUGCUUCAUAUGUGCCUCUAAAGUGGGUAGCAGCUAUUUUUGACAAGAUCUCAGAGAAAGUUGGAGACAAAAGGCUGUUUGUUCUUUCUGUCCUUGGCCUGCAGAGCUCAGGGAAGUCCACACUGUUGAAUGCCUUGUUUGGGCUGCAGUUCACAGUCAGUGCAGGCAGGUGUACCAAGGGGGCCUACAUGCAGCUCCUCAAGGUGGAAGAGACAUUCACAAAAGAACUUUGCUUUGAUUAUGUGCUUGUUGUUGACACAGAAGGACUUCGAGCUCCAGAACUCAACAGUAAAUCUCAGAAUUGGGACCAUGAGUUGGCAACAUUAGUUACUGGACUUGGAAACUUGACUCUGAUCAAUAUUUUUGGGGAGAAUCCAUCAGAGAUUCAGGACAUCCUACAAAUAGCUGUUCAAGCAUUUUUGAGAAUGAAACAAGUAAAAAUCUCCCCCAGUUGCUUCUUUGUCCAUCAAAAUGUGGGAGAAGUUACAGCAAAAGACCAAACUAUGGAGGGACGAAGGCAACUGGAGCAGAAACUGGAUGAAAUGACAGCAUUGGCUGCUGAGUUGGAAGAGUGCUCAAACAUAACCCGCUUCAGUGAUGUUAUUAAGUUUGAUGCCAAUAGUCAUGUCUACUACUUUGCUCACCUCUGGGAUGGCAAUCCCCCAAUGGCCCCUCCCAAUCCUCGAUAUAGCUACAAUGUCCAGGAACUAAGGAAUGCAAUUCUUUUGACUGCCCAGAGGGAAUCUAGAGGAAGGAUAUUGAAAAUCUCAGAUUUCAAAUUCCGAGUUCAAGAUUUGUGGAAAGCCCUUCUCAGUGAAAACUUCAUUUUCAGUUUCAGGAAUACCAAAGAGGUCAUAGCCAUGAGCAAACUGGAAACCAUGUAUAACCACUGGACCUGGGAGCUGAGGAGUCACAUGCUGGACUUACAGAAUCAGCUGAACAAUCAGAUUCAAAAUGGGAAAAUCCUGAUACUCACACCAAACUUACUGGAGGAACCACUUAGCAAGAAAUAUAAAACCAUCAAACAAGAAUUUGACAAAUAUUUUGAAGAAGAUCCAGAUAGUGAAAUAUUGAUUCAGUGGAAAGCAAAUUUUGAACAUAAGCUACUAGUCCUUGAAGACAAACUCAUUUCAGACACCAAAAGGAAAUGCAAUGAACAUAUCAGUCUUAAAAAAAGUCAAGAAAUACUAGAUAACCAAAAGUCACAAUAUGAAAAUCAAUUGUUAGAGAUGAGCCAAAAGUUAGCUUUAAAUUUGAAGGGUAAGGAAUUAAGUGAUGAAGAGUUGUAUGAGAAAUUCAGUCAACUUUGGAAAAAUUGGAUCUACAAUGUGUCUUCCAAUGCCCCUCAUGUCACAGAGCCUAACAUUGAUUUAGAUUCUGAAAAUAUCCUUCUUGAACACUACAAGAAGGAUAAAAAUAUUGUGGAAAGACUAAAAAUAAAGUCUGGAGAAACAUUUAAACCCAAAUAUGACAAACAUAUCCAAAUGAAAAAAGGAUAUUUUUUUGGACCUAAAAAGAGAUUAGAAAGGCAUCAUGAACAAUCCAUCGAUAAGACUACUAACAACAUUCUUUAUAAAUUUAAUGAAACACUUGAAAACAUUUGGAAACAAAAGCGUGAUUACAGUCAGAAUUACUUUCAUGAAAUCUUGAGGAUCAUAGAAAAUGAGCUGAAAUCUGAACACUGUGAGGGAGACUACACAUUUACCAGAGACUACAACAUUGACUUGUCCUUGUGCUUAUUCCAAAGAGCAUCCAAGCAUUUCAAGUUAAUUCAUGAGGCAUUCAAGAGUGCAAAUGACCCUGUGAACUAUCUGGAGAGAAAGAAAGAUGAUUUCUUUAUGAGUUUUAAGAUCUCCUGCCAAGGUGCCAUCUCAAUCACAUCCUUUGUUGACUUCCUAUGGCUCAAGCUCACUCCUUCUAUCUUUGCCACCAUAUGGAAAACAAUGGUUCAUAAAGUAGCUGGAGACAUGCGAGCCACCUGCCCUGCAUUCAAUGGAAACAGAGCUAACCUGGAGAAACAUAUUCUCUACUCUCUAGCAGAAGAAGAAAAUUUUGACAAUUACUGGCAAUACCUUCAUCAUCCAGAAUCAUUUUUCAGGGAUUACAUUAGAGACCACAUUACAAGAUACUGUUCAGAAAAAGAAAAUGAAAAAAUAAAACCUAUUUUAAACCUAAGUUUAGAUGACAUCAAGAAUACCAUCCUGUCUGCCAUUCACAUGUCCACAAAGUUAGCUAAAGAUAAAGGCAGCACUGCAUCUGGCUGGCUGGAUUUGUUCUGCGACUACCUAGGGAGCAACCUGAUCUUUCCAAGAAGAGACCUGGUAAGCAUUGAGCACCAGGAGGUAACAGAUACUGAGUUUCUGAAAGAAGCCAUGAGCAAAGCUUUGGAUUCUGCAAUGAGGAAAGUAGAAGAGGACUGUUCAAGUAAGCCCAUGGAUGAAAUGAUUCCUGACAUUGAGAAAAUUCUCUCUGAGCAUCUCUGUGGCUGCUGGAAACAGUGUCCUUUUUGUAAAGCAAUUUGUACAAACACCAUUCCCCAACAUGAAGGAGACCACAGUGUGCCAUUCCACCGUCCUCAGGCUGUCCGUGGUUGGCAUUAUCAUAAAACAGAAUACUUUGUCAUUAAUUUUUGUACUACUUCAGUAGCAAGUGAUCGUUUCUUUAUUUUACGUGAUGUCCAGGAAUUCCCAUACAAGAAAUAUCGGGAAGCAGGAGGUGAUUAUGCCACAUGGAGCAUCACACCAGACACAUCUACCCAGCCAUACUGGAAAUGGUUUGUCUGUCAUUUCAGAUCAAAGCUGGAAGAGAAAUAUGGCAAAAAAUUUACAAUGUUAGGGAGUAUUCCAGAUUCAUGGACAAAAAUCACAAAGGAAGAAGUCCUGAAUGACUUAAAAAAAUAAUAAUUGCCACAAACAGAAUGCUAGAUGGGUCACAGAAAUUUUGCUUUAACCUAGGGAGCCUAAUGCAGAACACCAUGCAGCAGGAGCUGCAGUAGGCACGUGAGCUUCCUUGAGAUGGCCCACUCUAUUGGGCAGUUUUUCUGCAGAUCAAUAUGAAGAUAAACUUUCAUAAAAUAAGUUUGUGUAAAUGAAUUAAUGAUUUUAUAGAUUUCCUGAUUUGAUUUAAAUAGUUUUAGGGAGUUAGGGUAAAUGAUAGAAAGUUUAAGCAGAUGGCUUAAAUUGUUUUGCCAAAUAGAUAUGAUAAAGUUAAAAUUAAGAGCAGAAAUUGCCCCUUCUCUUGUGGAAUAGUGAGGGCUACAUAGCUUAGAAAAGGAGUACAGUGAGCUUUCAUGCAUGGCAAGUACAUUGAAGAGAAAAAUAGGCUUGGGACAAAGUAAUGCUGAAAACAUUCAUUCUAGGUUGGGUCUGAGUUCCUGGAUUUUGUGAUCUAGAGAUGUAGUCACAGGUUUUGGUGUACACCAUAAAAAGGCAAGGUAAUGAACAAAGAGUAAAUAAUUUUAUUAUUAAUAUAUAAUAGAGAAUUUAUGAUUAGUCAGUCUAGCUGAACAACUUCAAAAAUAAGAUGUAAGAUAGAUUAUUUGUUUCUUAGUAAAUACAGAUUGGUCAUCAUCUAAGCAUAGGGAAAAGUUGCUACUGUAGAAUUGGCUUGCUUAAACUUUGUUAGUCAAUGACAUAAGAAUUAUGGCUUUGGGGUUAUUAUGAGAAAAUAUAGAUGUGAGAAAGUUAGAUGAGAAAUUUUUAGUUAGGUAUGAGUUUCAAAAGCAGGAUACACAAUCAAUAAUCCUGUUGUAAUUUCCUCUUCUGUGAUUCUCUUUUUGAAGCAUGGGUUUUGGUGAUUGUUUUUAGAAAAUUUGUAACUUGUGGCUAUGAGGUAAUCUUUGUCUUACAUAGAGAACUUUGUCUUAGAUGGUUUUAAAAGGCUAAGAGAAAAAUAAACUUGUUGGAGCUUACUUCAUCCA
Molecule: messenger RNA, 6132 nt
Organism: Mastomys coucha (southern multimammate mouse)
Lineage: Eukaryota; Metazoa; Chordata; Mammalia; Rodentia; Muridae
Product: interferon-induced very large GTPase 1-like
Exons: 1
Coding region: 11-5113 (1700 amino acids)
Molecular function (GO): GTP binding
Source: RefSeq, a predicted model, not a curated record